Messenger RNA from Panicum virgatum (switchgrass), 828 nucleotides. RefSeq lists its product as uncharacterized. Lineage: Eukaryota; Viridiplantae; Streptophyta; Magnoliopsida; Poales; Poaceae. The record is from RefSeq and is a predicted model, not a curated record. Bases 1 to 828 code for a protein of 275 amino acids. The transcript has a single exon.
AUGGCUCCACACGAAUUCUAUGAUACCCAAGUAUUGUCGUUCCCUAUAAGGGCAAAGAAACCAACUACAGAUGAGCAGUUCAACUGCUUUGUUGACAUGAUUCAACAAGUGAACAUCAAUGUGCCCUUGAUGAAUGCAAUGAAGGUCCCAACCUACGCUCGCUAUCUCAAGGACAUAAUCAACAACAAGCGACCACUGCCAACUACUGAAGUAAUAAAGCUCACUGAGGCAUGCAGUGCAGCUAUACUUCAUCAAUUGCCCGAGAAGAAAAAGGAUCCAGGGUGCCCAACUAUCAGAUGCUCGAUAGGGGCACAGAGCUUCGACAAAGCCCUAUGUGACCCGGGUGCCAGUGUCAGUGUGAUGCCUAAGGCAGUCUUUAAUCAGCUCAAUUACUCAGCGUUGACUCCAACACCGAUGCAGUUGCAGUUGGCCAACUCCUUGGUACGACACCCGGAGGGAAUUGCUGAGGAUGUUCCAGUGAUGGUGCGGGACUGUUUCGUCCCUGUUGACUUUGUGGUACUUGAUAUGGAUAAUCAGAAGUACACCACCCUCAUUCUGGGAAGGCCAUUCCUUAAUACAGCAGAUGCACACAUCGAUGUUGGAGCCGGAGAAAUCCGACUCCAUAUCAAUGGUAAAGAGGAGAAAUUUGACUUCCGGCCUAAGAAGGAGCGGUGCUUAAUGAUCCGGGUCAAAUUUGGGCCAAAUCCUCAAAAGAUCAAAGAAGUCAAAGUUACACCUUCUCAUAAAGAUAGCCUUAUCACCUUCAUGAAGAUGUUCAUAAAGGUUGAUCAGACAAGAUCGAAAAGGUCUAAGAAGAAGGGUAAUUAA